Sarcophilus harrisii (Tasmanian devil) is the source of this 2550-nucleotide messenger RNA. RefSeq names its product transmembrane channel like 7 (gene TMC7). Gene Ontology annotation, cellular component: plasma membrane. NCBI's taxonomy places the organism in Eukaryota, Metazoa, Chordata, Mammalia, Dasyuromorphia, Dasyuridae. The record is from RefSeq and is a predicted model, not a curated record. Gene Ontology annotation, molecular function: mechanosensitive monoatomic ion channel activity. The transcript has 16 exons. Bases 44 to 2467 code for a protein of 807 amino acids.
CCAAACAAUCCAGAAAUCCCGAACACUUCGGUCUUCAAGACGCAUGGCGUUGGCUCGGUGUAGAUAUACUCCUCCUUCCCCCAAAAUAAGAGGCAGCCGAAAGUCAAUCCUGGAGUACAGCCCCUCCUCCGAAUGCCCAGAUCCAGCCAGUGCCCUCCCACCCACUAUGACGUCAACGGCCGGAACCUGGAAUAGCGGCGGCGGGGAAGCCCGGCUGGGCCGCAGCCCGAGCUGUCUCCUACUUCGCCUCUUUUUUUUUUUCUCUCCUCCAUCUCCUCUUUCCCGUCGCGCAGCCAUGAGUGAUACCAGCUCGGUCAGCCGGCUGAGCUGGAACGGCAACAGAGAUGACAGCUUCUUGGAUUAUAACCUCCUUACUUCAAUGACUGUGAGCUUCCUUCAAGAGCUGCCCAGUUACCGGUCCAUUGUUCGAAGGAGAACCUCCAUUCUUUCAAGGGAUAAAUCAGGAGGCACUUUGCUGAAACCAGCCAGCUCUGAAAUCAGGAGCUAUUUGGAAACAGGAAAAUCAGAGAGGGAACACCUUGGGAGCCAGUCCAUCAGAAAAUAUGCACUGAAUAUCUCUGAGAAGAGGAGACUAAGGGAAAUUCAGGAGGCCCAGGUCAAGUAUUUAUCUGAUUGGGAUCAGUGGAAACAGUACAGCACCAAGUCAUGGAAAAGAUUUAUUGAAGAAGCCAAGGAACUGGCUUCCCACUUGGAACUGUGGAAAAAUGACAUUCGCAGCAUAGAAGCAAAAUUUGGCACAGGAAUUCAGUCUUAUUUCUCCUUCCUUCGCUUCCUGGUGAUAUUGAACUCAGUGAUAUUUACUAUCAUUUUUUUGUUUAUUUUGCUCCCGAUCAUCCUUACCAAGUACAAGAUUACUGAAAGCACUUUUUUGAUUCUCCCUUCUAAUGAAGUAGAUAUGCGAUGCAAAGUAUACCCAGUGAAUAGCACCGGACUCAUUUACUUCUAUACUUAUAUGAUAGAUUUGCUCUCAGGCACUGGUUUCUUGGAGUGGACCAGCCUAUUUUAUGGCCAUUACACCGUAGAUGGGAUAAAAUUCAAAAAUUUCACUUACGAUUUGCCCCUUGCCUAUUUGCUGACUACAGUGGUUUGUCUGGCAUUGAGUCUCCUCUGGAUAGUAAAAAGGUCUGUGGAAGGAUUCAAACAAAACUUGGUGCGAAGUGAAGAACAGUUUCAGAGCUACUGUAACAAAAUCUUUGCUGGCUGGGACUUUUGUAUCACAGACCAGUCAACUGCAAAGCUCAAGCACAGUAGUAUACAGUAUGAGCUUAAAACAGACUUGGAGGAAGAAAGAAUAAGGAAAAAAAUAGCAGAGAGGACUCCAGAGGAAACCUUACGGAUUUAUAGUCUCAGAAUGCUUUUGAAUGCUAUAGUUAUUACUGUCCUGGCAGCAUGUUUUUAUGCAAUCUAUGUAGCAACUGUAUUCUCCCAAGAACACAUGAAAAAGGAGAUUGACAAAAUGGUAUUUGGAGAGAAUCUUUUGAUCCUCUAUCUUCCCUCCAUUGUAAUUACACUGGCCAACUUUAUCACUCCUCUUAUCUUCUCCAAGAUCAUUCACUAUGAAGACUAUUCACCAGCUUUUGAGAUCAGAUUGACUCUCCUCAGGUGUGUCUUCAUGCGAUUGUCCACUAUUUGUGUGCUUGUGUUAACCUUGGGGUCCAAGAUAACUUUCUGUGACAACGAGGAGUGCCGAGUCUGUGGCUAUAACCACAAAAUCUAUCCAUGCUGGGAGAAUCAAUUUGGACAGGAAAUGUAUAAGCUAACAAUCUUUGACUUGAUCAUCAAUCUUGCCAUGACUGUAUUUGUUGAAUUUCCUAGAAAAUUAUUGGUGACCCACUGUUCUUCUUGGAAGGUGAUCAGGUACUGGGGGCAACAGGAAUUUGCCAUUCCUGAUAAUGUCCUGGGGAUCGUUUAUGCACAGACAAUCUGCUGGAUUGGAUCCUUUUUCUCUCCCCUUCUUCCCGCAAUUGCAACUGUGAAGUUCAUUAUCAUCUUUUACGUGAAAGAGAUAAGCCUGAUGCACACCUGUAGACCCUCCACAAGGCCUUUCAGAGCAUCAAAUUCUAAUUUUUUCUUCUUGUUGGUGCUGUUAAUCGGACUGACAUUGGCUUUCAUUCCACUGGGAAUCAGCAUGACACACAUUCCAUCUUCCAAGGCCUGUGGACCAUUCACAAAUUAUAACACAUCCUGGGAAGUUGUCCCUAAGACCAUAAGCACUUUUCCAAGUGCUUUGCAAACAUUCAUCAAUAGCAUCACUUCAGAAGCAUUUGCUGUGCCUUUCUUUAUUGUUAUCUGCCUCAUCAUGUUUUAUUUCAUUGCUCUGGCUGGAGCACACAAGCGAGUCGUGGUUCAACUCAGACAGCAGUUGGCUAUGGAAAGUCGAGACAAACGGUAUCUAAUUCGGAGACUUACAGAAGCUCAGGAAGAGAUGCGAAACCGACCAAGCUGAUUUUGAACACAAUUUCUGUGUCUUUCAAGCUGACUGAACUACUACACUGAACUUUCAAAACUCAUCUGUAGAAUUUUGUACAA